Molecule: messenger RNA, 403 nt
Organism: Closterium sp. NIES-67
Lineage: Eukaryota; Viridiplantae; Streptophyta; Zygnematophyceae; Desmidiales; Closteriaceae
Source: the annotation of a GenBank genome assembly
GGUGAAGUGUUUCGUGGAGGGGUCGCCGUUCGGGGUGUCGGUGGACCUGUCGCGCUUCCAGUCGACGCAGGAGCUGCGCGAGGCGCUGCUGUCGGUGACGGAGGGGUCGUCCGUGGUGUACCAGGACCGGGAGGGCGACAUGAUCCUGCUGGGGGACGAGUCCUGGGAAUUCUUCCUCAAGUCCGUCAGGCGCAUGUACAUUCGCAGAUGAAUUGAGUUGAUGCUGGGGGGCUAGCUGGCCCUACCUUAGAUCUCAUGAUAUAUGGUAGUUGUCAGUCGCAGCUAGAUGUGAAAUACCCUUGUUGUGGAAGCCUUUCAGUCCAAGCCUAGCCCCCUGUCCCCUUAAGGGUCUAAUUUUGCACUGUAGGGGCCCCUGAUUGGAUACUGGAAGCUCAGAUUAGUU